Messenger RNA from Rhipicephalus sanguineus (brown dog tick), 1077 nucleotides. RefSeq lists its product as uncharacterized. The transcript has a single exon. NCBI's taxonomy places the organism in Eukaryota, Metazoa, Arthropoda, Arachnida, Ixodida, Ixodidae. Gene Ontology annotation, molecular function: nucleic acid binding; zinc ion binding. The record is from RefSeq and is a predicted model, not a curated record. The coding region runs from base 1 to 1077 and encodes 358 amino acids.
AUGCGACUGGAAAACCCACUUCCGAACUUCGCGCGAGUGGGGGGUCAUCGUGCGACAUUCGAGUACCGCGGCGUACGUCGCCUGUGCCGCCGCUGCAACCAGGAGGGCCACUUCAAGGCGCAAUGCGACACCCCGCACUGCGCCAGGUGCGGCGUCUUCGGGCACCGCACAGAUACCUGCACCGAACCGUGCCGACGCUGUGGCGGCGCUCACGCGAGCGUCGACUGUACCGCGAGGAAGUCGUACAGCAUGGCGGCGGCAAUGGACGUUGACGAAUUCCCGGCACUCGGUACGGCGACCGCUGCAGGGCAGACGCAAAGGCGUCUGACUACCCUGCGCCCGGCGAAACGACCGAAGCCAAACGAGGACGGCUCGGAACCGCAAGUUAUGCCUGAAGAAACGCUCGCGCAAGCUGCGGCCAUUACGGCACCAACGGCACCGGCGCAGCAGCAGGAAGGUAGACAAACAGAUGCGCCGACGCCAGCGAGCAUGCGCAGCGGCGAGGGGCAGGAGGUGAAAGGCAGCCAUGGCCAUGCUGAGCCCAACCAAGCUGCCGCCGCUACUGAGGCAGAGAGGGCCGCAGACAGCGGCGAGGGAGAGAAGCGCGGUGUACACGGCGCACGAAGCGCGAGCGGCGGCGACGACGAAGGAGAAGACGACGCCGCCAGCGCAGUCAGUUGGGCCAGCGUUGACGAAACGGCCGCCGAGGAGAGCUGCCACGAGGACGGUCAAGGCGUCAGGAAGGAAGACCGCCCCGAGGCGCGCAAAGGGUCACAGGGAGAGCGGAAGCUGAACCUUAAGGAGAGGACGGGGCCGGCAGCCAGUACCGCUGCGCACAGCCCUUGGUGGAACAAGACAGGAGACGACGACGUGCCGCGCGGCCGGGAGGCGCCGCAGCCCACAAACGACCAGUCCGUCAGCGGCUCAGUCGAGCAAGAGAAGUCCAGAAAAGCGCCAGGAGAAGGAGACGCGCUGAAACCCACCGAACCGCCCAUUUCCAGUCAGAAGCAACCGCGGCCCGAGCCGGCGCCGCAACAUGGCGGCGCCGUGCAACAGCAUAGCCGGGAGGGAGCUUAA